Molecule: messenger RNA, 2112 nt
Organism: Chara braunii
Lineage: Eukaryota; Viridiplantae; Streptophyta; Charophyceae; Charales; Characeae
Source: the annotation of a GenBank genome assembly
UUGCAAUGUUCUUUGGGUUCGGUUGGGAGAACGUAGGACAAUUCUAGGCCCAAUUGGUACCAUUCCUGGCUUAAUUGGGAUCAUUGUGGACCCAACUGGGACCAUUCUGGGCCAGUCUGGGAUUAUUAUGGGACCAUUCUGGGCCAAUCUGGGACCAUUUUGGGCCAAUCGAGGACCAUUCUGCGACAUUUGGCGAUCAUCCUGGGACCAUUGCAGGAUCAUUCUGAGCCCGUUUUGAGACCAUUCUGGGACCAAUUGGGGCCGUUCUAGGUGUAAUUGGUACCUUUCUAGGCCCAGUUGGGACCAUUCUGGGUGCAACAGGGUUCAACCGAGACCAUUCUGGGGCCAAUUGGGAGCAUUCUAUUCCCAGAUGGGACCAUUCUGGGCCCAAAUCGGUUCAACGGGGACCAUUCUGGGUUCAAUUGGGACCAUUCUAUUCAUGUGCCAUGAUGGCUAGGGUUGGUGCUGUUUGCGGCCUACGACAACUCGAACAAGAAUUGGUGGGCCUUUUAGAAUACCUUUGGGUUGUUUAAUACCACCCCUACUUCUUACCACCACCCCGGUUAUAUCUGGAGGCCCACCCACAAGGUUUCCUUUUUUUUGUCGUUUUUUCCCUGCUUGCUUCAGUUGGCCCAUUUUUUCUGGGAGGUUGUGGUGGUUUAAACCACCAGUAGUUCCGGGGCACUUGUGUCCGGGGCGGGGAAAUGCACUGCGUGGCAGUGCGUGCCAAAAAAAAAACAAACCGGCGCGGCCCUCGUUCUGGCUGGCGGCACCAGCCAUUUUGCUCCUGAGGCCGAGCCCCGAAAGUGGUGCUGGUACACAAGCCGCGUAUUUGUUUUCAUAGCGGGGGAUGCGUACUGGUGGUUUUACAUCGGCCGUGGGCGUUUCCUGUGAACGCGUCGCGACGGAUGGGCUUCGGGCUACCGGACCACAAUGCCUGGAGGCGCCAGCCAAAAGAAGAUGCGCCGGCGGCGGCGGCUCAGCAAAACUUGGCUCGCAGGGCGUUUCCCGGCUCGGCACCAGCCAUUUUGCUCCUGAGGCCGAGCCCCGAAAGUGGUGCUGGUACACAAGCCGCGUAUCGUAGCGGGGGAUGCGUACUGGUGGUUUUAGGCUUUAAAGUUUAAACCACCAGUACUUGGCCCAUACAUCGGCCGUGGGCGUUUCCUGUGAACGCGCCGCGACUGAUGGGCUUCGGGCUACCGGACCACAAUGCCUGGAGGUGCCAGCCAAAAGAAGAUGCGGCGGCAGCGGCAGCUUGGCAAAACUUGGCGCGCAGGGCGUUUCCCGGCUCGGCAUCAAUAGCUGGGCCAAGUACUGGUGGUUUAAGCCCUUUCGACGACUCCAAACAGAACAAGUCCUAGCAUUUUGGGGGUCGGUGCUAUUUAGGGGUCAACGCAGUUCGGUGGCUCGGUGCCGUUUGAGGGGUCGGUGUUGUUGUUCGGGAGUUGGUGCAUUCUUGGAGUCUGUGCCAUUUGAGGGAUAGCCUCGGGUGCUAGGCCGUCUUUUUUUCCUAUAAUGGCCGUAGGAUCUUGCGCUAGGAGGAUGUACGCCACCCAUCGUUUCCGACAAAUGCAGAAGCUGUCACUGCUCCUGUGCUUGAGAGCAAAUGUCUUUCACGGCUAGCGUUUUUGCUGCUGCCACUUUGUUUCGGGACGAUCUUGGGCAUUUGAAGAAUUUUGUGACAUCAGGCUUUUAAGAUUUCGAUUGUUGAAGCGUCGGACUUGUAAGAUUUUGCAAAGUCGGAUGGUCUCUGAUAAGUUUUCCGUAUACAUGACCUCUGUUUUGGACUCGUAGAAGAUUUUGCCAUGUCAGGCAGAGAGGGUCUUUGCUUUCCCAUAUAUAUAUAUAUAUAUAAUAUAGUCAAACAGAGCUGCCCGGUAAAACGUAGGCAGAGAGGGAUCAGCCUCCUGAUGAGUCGGUGAAACUCCGACGAAACAGUUUGUCACAGCCCCUCGUUUGUUGUCCUCUUCUCUCUCUCUGCCUACGGUUUACCGGGCAGGUCUGUUUGUGACGAUAUAUGUAUCGUCGCUUAUCUACAUAUUGUCAUAGAGAACUCCACGGCGAACCGUGGGUUAGAGAGGGAGAACAGGACAACAAACGGGGGGCUGUGAC